This is a messenger RNA of Ctenopharyngodon idella (grass carp), 2331 nucleotides long. Its product is annotated as polyadenylate-binding protein 4-like. Bases 78 to 1958 code for a protein of 626 amino acids. The record is from RefSeq and is a predicted model, not a curated record. NCBI's taxonomy places the organism in Eukaryota, Metazoa, Chordata, Actinopteri, Cypriniformes, Xenocyprididae. Gene Ontology annotation, cellular component: ribonucleoprotein complex. The transcript is spliced from 13 exons. Gene Ontology annotation, molecular function: RNA binding.
CGUUAUGAGCGUUUGGUAGAUUGAAUCUCGGCUGCUUUGAGUUCUGCAUCGAUCAUUCAUUGAUAUUUGUGUAUCUGAUGAAGAUGAGGGUGAGCAGCUCUCUGUAUGUGGGCGAUCUGGAGCCGGACGUGACUGAAGCCAUGCUGUUCGAGCGCUUCAGAUCGGUCGGUUCGAUUCAGUCCAUCCGAGUCUGUCGAGACAAACUCACGAGCCGCUCGCUCGGAUACGCGUAUGUGAACUUCGAGCGACCCACUGAUGCCGAACGUGCCUUGGAUACCAUGAACUUUGACCUCAUGCAGGGUAAGCCGAUGCGUCUAAUGUGGUGUCAGCGAAACCCUUCACUGAGGAAGAGCGGUGUGGGAAACAUCUUCAUUAAGAAUCUGCAGAAAUCCAUUAACAGCGAGGGCCUGUUUGACAUCUUCUCAUCAUUUGGAAACAUCUUGUCCUGUAAAGUGGCUUGCGAUGAAAACGGAUCGAAAGGCUUUGGAUUUGUGCACUUUGAGACGCAUGAAGCUGCUGAAAAAGCCAUCAAGAAAUUAAACGGCAUGUUGAUCAACGAGCUGAAAGUGUUCGUCGGCCACUUCAAAUCGCAAAAAGAGCGUGAAGCUGAAAUGCAGACGAGAGCAAAAGAGUUUACAAACAUUUACAUCAAGAACUUUGGCACGGAUGUGGAUGCCAAGAUGCUCACUGAGAUAUUCAGCAAAUUCGGCCCAACCCUGAGCGUUCGGGUCAUGACGGAUGAGAGCGGAAACUCUAGAGGAUUUGGUUUUGUCAGCUUCGAGAGUCACAGUGAUGCGAAGCAGGCGGUGGACGAAUUGAACAGGACGGAGCUGAACGGCAGGCAGGUGUUCGUGGGCCGUGCUCAGAAGAGACGAGAACGUCAGGUGGAGUUGAAGCGGCGCUUCGAGAUGAUAAAACAGGAGCGCAUGAUGCGCUAUCAGGGAGUGAAUCUGUACGUCAAGAAUCUGAGCGACAGCGUGGACAGCGAACUUCUCCUCAAAGAGUUCUCGCCAUACGGGAACAUCACCAGCGCUAAGGUGAUGACAGACGGCAGCCGCAGCCGAGGCUUCGGAUUCGUUUGCUUCUCCUCUGCUGAAGAGGCCACCAGAGCCAUUACUGAGAUGAACUGCCGUAUCAUCGGCUCCAAGCCCAUAUACGUCUCUCUCGCCCAGAGGAAGAAGGAGCGUCAGGCCCACCUCAUCCACCAAUACAUGAUGAGAAGGGCAAGCUUCCAAAGGCAGCAGCUGAUGCUAAACCCGCUGGUGGAGCCGUUCCACCCGAAACCACACGCUGAGCACUUCAUACCUCCACAGGUUCAGAAUCACUCUUCAUACCACGUCACCCAACAUCAACCCAGCACUCAAUGGGACGCACAGAGCAUCAGCCCUCAGUAUGCCCAAAACGCCCCAAGAGCCGUUCAGUCCACAGUGAGUGACAUCAGACCCAACACAUCCAUGAUGAGCUGUCAGAGCGAAGCUAGUCACACUCACUGGACGCCCGGCACAGCUGCACCAGUGAACGGAGCACUGCAACACAUGUUCACACCUGAAGAUCACAACUAUCACAGGUUCACAAGCGCACCGCAGGAGCAAUGGGCUGUGCAGCAGGUCCAGGAGUCUCUGACCGCAUCCAUGUCCAGCUCACCAGAAAACCUCAAACAGAUGCUGAGCAAGUUUAUUUCUGUAUUAUUGUGGCUUGUCGAUAUUUUAAAACUCUUGUUCGAUUUGUUUCCAUUUCUUUUGAGCGCAUCUCUCCAUACUUCCACAGGUCACAGCCUCUUCCCACUCAUCCAGGACAUGGUAGGGCCAUUGGCGAAUAAGAUCACUGAAAUGCUGUUAGAGAUUGAUGAAUCUGAACUGCUUCAAUUGCUGCAUUGUCAUGAGGCUUUGUGCAUGAAGGUGAAUGAAGCGCUUGCUGUUUAUCAGUCUUAUCAGCCAGUGGAAGCGACACAGAUAUAAUUCACCAACCCUGUCUGAGACAGUGUCCAAGACCACAGCUUAUUUUUUCAUUUUAAAAAUGAAUAUACAUUUGAUUUUUUUUUUUUUUUUAUUUCUUUUAAUUCAUUUAACAAUUUAAUGUUAAUUACAAAAAUUGUUCUGCAUAAAUAUAUUUGCAUUUUUCAAUAUCAAUUAAGAAAAUUGUUAAUCCACAAUAUAAAUAAAUAUAUUUUGCAGUUUUUGCUGGUUCCAGUGCAUUUUUAUUUUAAAUGUUUUCAAUUUUUUUAAGUUUUAAAUAGCAAUGCCACAUUUAAUUUUACAUAUUAGAGUCAAAGAUGAGUCGAGGCACACUAUAAAGCUAUUAUCACAAAAUGUGUUCUAGUACAAAGCACUA